Molecule: messenger RNA, 2054 nt
Organism: Ilex paraguariensis (yerba mate)
Lineage: Eukaryota; Viridiplantae; Streptophyta; Magnoliopsida; Aquifoliales; Aquifoliaceae
Source: the annotation of a GenBank genome assembly
UUAAUUAAUGAAACUUUAUAUUUAAUGCACAAAAUAAUAUUAAAUUAAUUAUAAACAAAAAUUUGCAACGAUGGACGGAUCUCAUCUCCAUAUCUAAAACACUUGUACCUUAUGCGCUUCAAUUUUUAUCAGAAAAUUGAAUAGUAGCAUGGAUAAGAUUCAUAUUAGUACCAAUUUAUAAAAUUAAGAUUUUUAAUGUUUGAAUGCGUAAAUUAAGAAUCAAAAAUAUCUUUCGUGCAAAGUAAAAUUAGCACUAUACCCUUUAAAUCAUCUUAAUUCCCACAAUCAGCUUCUACCAGUUCAGUUGUGCUUGUACUGGACACCACCGAUGCUUAAGCUCUUUUCAUGGCGUCGCUCAAGUCUUCAUACCCUAAGUCCAGACUCAGGCAUUCCCUCCUUUCGUCUAUCCCCUUUAUCUCUCCUCUAUAUCUCUCGUUUUCUAAGCCAAUUUACAUCUAAAUGUCUCUCCGAGGACAUCUACGACCCUCCAUUUUCUCCUGCCUCUAAUACCCAAAAUCCCAAUAAAAAGACCCAGAAGAAGAAGAAGAAAAACAAAGAUCAAGCUCAACUCGAUUGCAAGAAAACCCAGGAGUUUCCGUUGAAGUCCGAUUUGCCCUUUGAUUUUAGGUACUCAUACUCGGAGACUAACCCCUCUGUUGAGCCCAUUGGGUUUCGCGAACCGCCGAAGUUCUCGCCGUUCGGACCCGGACGGCUUGAUCGGAAAUGGACCGGAACUUGUGCUCCUGCCGAACAACUAGUGGAUUUGGAAAAGGUGGUAGAAGAGAGGAAUAAGGUUCUUGGAGAACCGCUUUCUGAUGAGGAAGUUGCAGAGCUUGUUGAACGGUAUCGGCACAGCGAUUGUUCACGGCAAAUGAAUUUGGGGAAGGGAGGAGUUACUCACAACAUGCUGGAAGACAUCUACAACCACUGGAAGAGGGCUGAAGCUGUGAGGAUCAAAUGUUUGGGAGUGCCAACUCUUGACAUGGACAAUGUUUGCUUCCACCUUGAGGAUAAAUCUGGUGGAAAGAUUAUUUAUCGCCAGAUUAAUAUCCUUCUCUUAUAUCGAGGUCGGAACUAUGAUCUCAAGAACAGACCUGCCAUCCCUUUGAUGCUGUGGAGGCCAUAUGCGCCAAUCUAUCCGAAGCUGGUGAAGAAUGUUGCUGAUGGCCUGACAUUUGAAGAAACAAAAGAAAUGAGAAAUAGAGGGCUCAACUCUCCCCCUCUUAUGAAACUCAGUAGGAAUGGUGUCUAUGUGUAUGUAGUACACAAGGUGAGGGAGGCAUUUGAGAUUGAAGAAGUUGUGAGACUGGACUGUUCCCAUGUGGGUGCCAAUGACUGCAAAAAGAUAGGUGCAAAGUUAAGGGAUUUGGUGCCUUGUGUCCCUAUUUUGGUCAAGGAUGAACAGCUUAUACUCUGGAGGGGUAAAAAAGAUCCGACACAGAACUCCAGCUCAUUAAUGGAACUAACAACCCCAUUGAUGCCGUCUUAAUAUUCUUAAAAAGGGGUUAGGUCCUGGAUUUGGUGACACCCAUUGGUCUCUUGGUAAAUUUGUAAGUCAGCUCGCGCUGCAUGAUUUGUCUCAUCCCUCUUUUUUUUCGGGUAGCUGCAUACAUGUUAGAUGAUGAGAUGAUCUUGGAUCUGUGGUUGUUUUACCUUACAUCCUAACACAAAAAGAUGCUGCUGCAAAGGAAGUUGUCAGUUGCUUGCUGUGCAUCCUUCAACAUCUUGGUGAGUGAGGGCUUGUAUUGGCAUCUUGUAUCACAGGAAAUAUGCUGGCCGUAUAACGAACCUCAGGAGGCAUUUGAGAUCCCUGUAACUCCCAUUUUUCAAAUUCUUUUGCAGUUGUUUCUAUCUUUGUAAGUUUGAGAUGGACAGAAAAUGAAAAAAACCAAACCCUUAACGAGAGGAAAACCUUGUCAUCCUGUCAUCUUGCCACGGGUUUCUUUGAAGUUGAACGUUGACAAAAUUUUCGAUGCCAACUUAUAGCUAUUUUAAUACUGUAAGAUGCCAUUUACAUUGAAAGUAAAUUGAUAAGAAAGGCAAAAAAGUCGUGC